This is a messenger RNA of Mycosarcoma maydis (corn smut), 3366 nucleotides long. RefSeq lists its product as uncharacterized. Gene Ontology annotation, cellular component: plasma membrane. Lineage: Eukaryota; Fungi; Basidiomycota; Ustilaginomycetes; Ustilaginales. The record is from RefSeq and is a predicted model, not a curated record. The transcript has a single exon. Gene Ontology annotation, molecular function: calcium-activated cation channel activity. Bases 1 to 3366 code for a protein of 1121 amino acids.
AUGUCACACUCGCAAUCAUUGCACAGCUUGGCGCCAAGGGCGGAGCAAAGCAAUGGCGUCAUUCCUGCUGUCCUUACUGAGCAGCUCAAUGCCAACGGUAGCACCGAUCUCAAAAAGGUCGCCAUCACCAUAGUCGCAUUCGUUGCUCUCAGCCUCUUCACCUUGAUCGCCUUCCAGAUCCUUCGUCCCAACAACAAGAUUGUCUAUGCACCCAAGUACAAAUACGCAGAAGAAGGCAAGGCGCCACCAAAGGCUUCCGAAGGCUUUUUUGGCUGGAUCCCGCCCAUCCUCAAGUACAAGGAGCAUGACCUCUUGCCGCUCAUCGGUCUCGACGGUGUCACUUUUCUGCGCUUUGUCCGCAUGAUGCGAUGGAUGCUCACAACGCUUGCUCUGCUCAUGUCGGUCGUACUCAUGCCCGUCGAUAUCGCCUACAACGUGCGCAACGGAGGCAGCAACCUCGUCACCAACAGGCUCAACUACCUCAACAUGUCCAACGUCCACGGCACCUACAUGUGGGCCCACGUCGGCAUGAGCUACGUCGGCACCAUUGUCGCCCUCUCCUUCAUCUGGUAUCACUACCGCGAGAUGGUCCGCCUACGAUGGUCCUACUUCCGAUCCGAAGAGUACCAGACCAGUUUUCAUGCACGAACCCUCAUGAUCACCGACGUUACCAAGCGAUACCAAGCCGACAACGCCCUCGGUGCCGUUCUUUCCGAGCUCAAGAUGCCUUACCCCACCACCGAGGUCCACAUCGGUCGUCGCGUUGGCUUGCUCCCCGAUCUCAUCGAAAAGCACAGUGACCUCGUGCGCGAGCUCGAGCAUGUGCUCGCCAAGUAUCUCAAAAACCCAAAUAACUUGCCUUCCAAGCGCCCCACAAAAACCAUCGGCGGCUUUAUGGGCAUUGGCGGUGAAAAGCUCGACGCCAUCGAUUAUCUCACCGAACAGAUCAACCGCGUCGAGGCUGCCGUCAUGCACCAGCGAGAGACCAUCCAGCAGAAGAAGCCCGAGAUGUACGGUUUCGCUUCGCUUGCUGCUGUUCCAUACGCGCAUGCAGCCGCCAAGGUGCUCCAGAACAAGAAGCCUCGCGGCAUGCGCAUCACGCUUGCCCCUCCACCCACCGGUAUCAUCUGGCAGAACCUUGUAAAGUCGCGCGCCAGCCGUGCCAAGUCAAGCUUUUUUGGUUUCCUUAUGCUCCUCGUCCUCUUUUUCAUGAACAUCUUUCCUCUUAUCAUUGUCUCGUUGCUGUCCAACAUGGCUCGCCUCACCAGCAUUUCGUGGCUUCGCUGGCUCAAAGACUGGCAAACGGCGAGUUCCUUUACCUUUGCCGCCGUCUCGGGUCUGGGCGCCCCCAUCAUCAUGGGUAUCGCCUCCUUCUUCUUCCCCAUCGCCAUGCGCAAGAUUGCCAAAUACCGAGGUGUCCAAACUCGCUACCGUCUCGACCGGCUGCUCGUAGGCCAGUACUUUGGUUUCCUCGUUAUUUCGCAGUUCCUCUUCUUUUCGCUCAUCGGCGUAGUUCUAUCGCUCGUGUCGCAGCUUGUGGUCGAGAUCAACCACGACAGCGCGCUUGCCAUCAUCAAAAAGCUGGGCCGUAACGCUGCCUAUGCGACAAAGCAGCAGUACCUCAACCAGUCCAACUACUGGCUCACCUGGUUGCCGCUUCGAGGUUAUUUGGCUGUCUUUGACCUGGCACAGGUCAUCAAACUGCUGCUCGUAUGGAUUCAAAAGGUGUUCCUCGGUCGCACACCUCGCGAUGUUCGCGAGUAUACAAAACCACCCGUGUUUGACUACUGGAUCUACUACUCCAACUUUCUCUUUAUGUCAGCAGUCGCCAUGAUCUAUGCUCCACUGGCGCCGCUCGUUGUCGUUUUCUCCGCCAUCGUGUUUUGGGCCAGCUCGUUCAUCUACAAGUACCAGCUGAUGUACGUCUUUGUUACCAAACACGAGACUGGUGGUAUGUUGUGGCGACCCACGAUCAAUCGUCUGCUCAUCUGCAUCGGCUUUAUGCAGGUCAUUCUCAUUCUUGCCGUGGUGCUCGAUACACUCAACUACUACCAGGCAAUCGCUGCACUACCGCCCAUCCUGAUGCUGAUCGCCUUCAAGAUCUACUGCCGUCGUACCUUUGACAGCCGCUUCGACUGGUACAUCCCCAACGAGGCCGAGAUCGCAGCUUCCAAGAUCCAUGCUGGAGACGCGCGCCACAACCGUCUGCAGCGCCGCUUCGGACAUCCCAGCUUGCACUCGAAGCUCUUUACUCCUAUGGUGCACGCCAAGGUCAAGCACCUGCUUCCGCAAGUGUACAAGGGUCGUCUCGACACUGGCGUAGCCAUGGUCGACGGUCGAAAGGUCGAGACGGAGCAGGUCGCGGGUGGUCUCAAGAUUGCAGCCAUCGAAGAGGAUCAGCUCGAGUACGAUCCCUCCAAGGACUCGGACGCGCGCUCGGUCAUGUCUGGCACCACGCUCGGCGGUAUGUCGAUGGCGGGCAUCGGCGCAACGACGCCCGGCAGCAUCACGGGUGGUCCGCGGGGCGAUUACUUUAAGGAUCAGUAUGCGAAUUACAUGGCAGCCGGUCCCAUGCACGGCGGUGAAGAGUUUGAAAUGUCCAACGUUGGUGCACGCGAUAGCCGCGACAACCUGCUCGAGAAGCACCAGAACAGCCUGUACAAUGAGUCGCUGGAUGGCACGCUGGCAGGUACCACGUAUGGCGGCAAGUCGUCGCCCGAGGCAGGCCUCGGUGCGCAUGGUCAGUACAACGGCUAUUCGGCAGCAACCACACCAGGCCUCGAGUCUGGCAUCGCUCAGCAAGCUAGCUACGUCGACCCUUACAGUCAAGCUGGUGGAGUGUAUGCGCCACGCAUCGGUGGCAACCACAGAGCUCAAGGUAGUCAGACGAGUCUGGGUUCGUAUGGCAACCUGCUGUACGGCAGCAAUGCUGCGGCAGCGCCGACAGGAUACGGCUCACCCGGGUCGCAAGCAGCGUACGGCAGCGGUGCGAGGGGCAACGGCGGUGUUGCACACACGGCAUCGCCCGGUGCGACACAGCAGAUCUCACCAGGCACGGUGAUUGCGCCGACGGCGACACAGUACCAGGCAAGCGGCUACACGGCGUCACCACCGAAUCGACAGCCACCUCAGCAAUACAUGGGCGCUCCUCCAUCGCGCCAGGCAUCAGCAGACUACCCAUACCAGCCAAGCGCUGGCUACACGCACCCACAGGCUCAACAGGCUCCAAUGUAUUCGCAGCAACAGUCGCGACAGCAGCCAUACCCGUACGGACAGCACCCGAGCGGAGGCAACCACUACGCGCCUUCUCAUGGCUCGCAGCCUGGUUCUGGAUACCAGCAGGAUGCCUAUGGCUACCAACGCUGA